UUGCCACAAAACAACCAAAAUUACUUCUCCUCUCACUCUAAAAAGCCAUUCCCACCGGAAAAACCCACCAAGAAUAUCAAAAAAACACACUCAAAAAUAAAAAAAAACAGCAAAAAAAGAUUUUUUUAACUUCUUUUUCUUUUUGGGUGGGUAUUUUGUUGUAUUUAUUGGGAAUAAAUUAUUGGGAGAUGAACGGAAAUGGAGAAGGAGGUGAUGAAAGUUUGAGGGUGAAAAUGGAGGUGGAGGGUGGGAAAGAGAGAUUAGUGUAUAUGUGGGGCUAUUUGCCUGGGGCUUUGCCGCAGAGGUCGCCGCUUUUAUCGCCGGUGGUGGUGAGGCUCCCGCAGUCGAUUGGGGCGGGAACUUCUUGGAAAGAUGUUUGUGGCGGCGGCUGUGGUUUUGCUAUGGCCAUUUCAGAAUCUGGGAAGCUCAUUACUUGGGGUUCGGCAGAUGAUUUAGGUCAAAGCUAUGUGACUUCUGGAAAGCAUGGGGAAAUGCCAGAGCCUUUCCCUCUUCCUACUGAUGGUUCAAUUGUCAGAGCUGCUGCCGGUUGGGCACACUGUGUUGCAGUUACAGAGAGUGGGGAUGUGUACACUUGGGGAUGGAAAGAAUGCGUUCCUUCUGGGAAGGUCUUGGGGGACCCAUCCCUGGGGCUAGGCAUAGAGAAGGAUGUCACUGAGAGACAAAGUUCAUUUUCAUUGGAGCAAGUGAGCCCUCGGUCCCAAGGAUCAAGGUCCACGAGUGGAGCAAUUCCUAAUGUUGAUAAAGGAGGAGGUGAGGAGACAGCAAAGCGAAGAAGGAUAUCAUCGACAAAACAGACAGCUGAGAGCUCAUCAUCUGGUGAUGAAACCCUUUCAGCACUGCCUUGUCUGGUCACACUAAAUCCAGGAGUAAGGAUUGCUGCUGUUGCUGCAGGUGGCCGCCAUACAUUAGUACUGUCAGUUUCAGAUAUCGGACAGGUGUGGGGAUGGGGCUAUGGUGGUGAGGGUCAGCUAGGUUUGGGUUCCCGCAUACGCAUGGUAUCAUCUCCGCAUCCCGUACCUUGCAUUGAGCCAUCUGCCUUUGGAAAGGAUAGAACCAUGGCAACCUCAAGAGGAAGCAUGGCAUCAGAGGGACAUAACUUUAGAGUUCCGGGAAAUUAUGUAAAGGGAAUUGCAUGUGGAGGCCGACACAGUGCAGUAAUUACAGAUGCAGGAGCACUACUCACUUUUGGCUGGGGACUAUAUGGACAAUGUGGCCAAGGAAGUACAGAUGAUGAGCUAAAUCCAACUUGUGUAUCUUCAUUACUUGGAGUCAGGAUAGAGGGAGUGGCUGCAGGACUCUGGCACACUAUCUGUAAUUCUGCUGAUGGUGAUGUUUAUGCCUUCGGAGGGAAUCAAUUUGGCCAGUUGGGUACUGGUUCUGAUCAAGCUGAGACACUUCCUCGAUUGCUAGAGGCUUCAAGUCUGGAGAAUGUGCAUGCAAAAGUAGUUUCUUGUGGUGCACGUCAUACUGCUUUACUUACAGAGGAAGGCAAUGUGUUCUGUUGGGGAUGGAACAAGUAUGGCCAGCUUGGCUUAGGUGAUGUGAUUGAUCGCAACAUUCCUUCUCAAGUUGCAAUUGACGGGUGUGUUCCGAAGAAUGUGGCAUGUGGCUGGUGGCACACACUUUUACUGGCUGAAUCCGAAUCACCUACUUGAUUGCUUGGUAUAGGUUGUGCCACAAUUUUGUUAGCUUAGCUGUUUACUCUUUCGUUAAGUACAGAUAGAAACUUGAGGCAAUGCGUAUGUGUAAAUACAGACAGUAGCUUGUACACAAAGGCAUGUAUGCUUGUAAUCAUUCUUUCAUGGUCAAGGGACGAUGCUACAAGGAAUCAUGCAUGUGUUGUUAGAUGAGCUAGUCCCACUGAAGUUAAUCUGUAUCCUGAUUGAUGCUUGUAAUCACUUAUUAGCAACGGUUGGAUACUUCUGAUUACUUGUUAUUUGUAGAUUAGUUAUUAGAGAAUAGGCAUCUGUUACUCCAAAGACUUGGAUUCAUUGAAGUGUGUUGUUGGA
Coffea eugenioides is the source of this 2030-nucleotide messenger RNA. Its product is annotated as ultraviolet-B receptor UVR8-like. The transcript is spliced from 11 exons. The coding region runs from base 189 to 1676 and encodes 495 amino acids. NCBI's taxonomy places the organism in Eukaryota, Viridiplantae, Streptophyta, Magnoliopsida, Gentianales, Rubiaceae. The record is from RefSeq and is a predicted model, not a curated record.